UUGGGCAGCUCGGACGCGUUCUCACUUGGCCCUCGGUCUUCUUAGCGCUGAUAUAGCGGCUCGGUCGAAUUUGGUCGCGGUCAGGUGUGGAUUAUUCUCCUGUUUCCCCCACCUCUGAGCAGCAGACAGCCCCAAGGCCCAAGUCAAAGUCUCGGCUUCCCCGCUCCCAGAAGAGGGGAGCCUCAAAAAAGCCUCGUCCGCCAUCGGAAGUGGGAAGGACGAGUGGGUGUGGGUAGGUGUUUUGGGUGGGUUGUGAGUGUACGCUUUAGUUGGCAUUCUUACGUGUGAUGUGGUACCGUUGCUGAACUUCAACCGUCGAAUAGGGGUACUUGUGCUCUAGCCAGGUGAAAGGUGGACCACUUCUUCUGGUUCUGGUGGAUAUGGAUUUUUGACGUUGGGUACAACUGACCUCUAUAGAGCUGCUAUUGGAGUGAAUGUCGGUAGUGGAAAAUGAACCCAAAGCCAACGAAUCGCAAUAACAAGCGAGGGAUUAAUUGGGUCGGAAAAUGAAUGUGAAUGUGUUCAAUGAUCCGUUAGAUCUGGAAUAAUUUCAUGGUUUGAAGAAUAUCGGCGAUUGCACGAAGAAGAGAGAAAAUCCUGAUCGAUUCGAAUUAAUGAUUGAAAGUUCUAUGCACACCAUCCAGUGGUUCGACGUAUGAAGAAGUGAUUAAGUGAGUGAUGGCGUAAAGGCUGCGCCGUGAGAAAUCGAAGAAAAGGGCGAAUCAUUAAAUUUGCAUCCUUCAGUGAGCUAGAGCUAGUCGGAUCGUUGGCAUCAUCAAUCAUCCGGGGGGCCUUCGGAUUCAACCAACGUCAGUCAAAAGUGGCUGUGGGAAGAAAAGGUACCUUCCGGCACAUAUUCGUACACCCGAGAGAGAUUUGGGAAUCAAUUUCCACGAUUUGUUUGAGUUUUUCCAGUGUGGGAUAGAAGAAUAGGAUAAAAAAGUUACAAGUCACACAAGCUGGGAGUCGACAAGUGAGGUGAUGAUCCCCGAAAAGUGUAUUCCAGUGUUGGGAUCCCCAUCAGUUUAAGUGAAAUCCCCCAUGGUGGUUUGUUGCUAGGAAGUGGUACUGCUGCUAUUGAUCUUGGGCUUAUUGCAGCCGACGAAGAAAUUGCCGAGUGUGAUGUUGCUGAUUGGAGCUUGUGGCGUUCUGGGAACGAGAAGAAGAAACUUCCUGCAAGUCAUCUUGGAUUGCUUGUGCUGAGAAAAAAACGGCAGGUCGUACCUAGGGAAAUACUUCUCAGAGUGAAAGUCGCUUUUUGCCGCCAGCAGCAUAAAAGCCGGAAGUGUAGCCGAGUAAGAGAGAGGAAGCGGAAAACGUCACAUCACCGUUGGCACCGGAACGAAAAUAACGAACGAAACAACCACUAAAUUUCCCCUGACCACAAUAAGUCAUCUAAAUCGCCCAGCAAUCAAAGCCUUCCUGCGCAACUAGCAAUGAAAACCGUUUGCCCGGGCUCUUGUCGGCACCGGCAGAAUCAAAUCCGUCAACGAAAAACCCGCUCUUCGCCCCCAAUAACAACACCGAUCGGCAAGAACGUCGACGCCAAAGCUCGAUGAAACCGCAACCAAUCCGUCGAACGAAAACGGGCGGAGGCAACGGCAACGAAUGCUUUCGGAGAGCGAGAAUCACAAAAAUGUCCCACUUCACCAACAAUGACCAUUAAUCGCACCGGAAAUGAUGUUCUGCGACAUCUUGCUUUGCGUCGUCCGGUAGAACCCGUCAUCGUCCGGCCAUCAGGACAUCACCGUCAUCAGCUCGCACUACUGCGGAAGCAAAAACACGUUCAACACGAACAGGUGCUGAAGUCGUCCACUGCUUCGUCCUCCCACGAGGUUGGUUCUAGAACGCCACGCAACGGCAACGGGUCGACCUUUCGGGUCGGAUUUCUGUUUUUGCUGGCGAUAGUUUUCCCACGGUCAGGACUGGCGCUUGGGGGCAAAAAUGACAAGGAAAGUUUCGUUAAAACAACCGAUGUCGAAGCAAUCGAAGACCACCAAGCCAUCCUGUACUGUCCACUUCUAGCGACGAAUCGCGAUAAAAUCAACAUGGUACUGUGGUUCCGAGACAACGCCGGCAUCCCGCUGUACAGCCUCGACGUCCGGGGGAAAUCGCUGGAUGACGCCCAGCACUGGUCAGCGCCACAAGUCUUCGGACCUCGAGCACGCUACGUUAUCGAAACCGAUCCAGCAUAUUUGGAAUUGAACGAAAUCAAACGUCAUGAUCAAGGCAUUUACCGGUGUCGGGUCGAUUUCCAGAACAGCCAAACCCAGAGCUUUCGCUUCAAUCUCACCGUCAUUAUUCCACCCGAGCCACCGGUGAUCCUGGAUCGAUGGGGACGCAUCAUAAAUAGUACAACAAUUGGACCAAAGGAGGAAGGAGAUGAUUUACUGCUCACGUGUCGAGUGGUUGGAGGACGACCACAGCCCGACGUGCUUUGGUUUAUCAACGAUAAUCUAGUGGAUAAUCAGAUCGAGCAAAACACCGGCAACGUCAUCGAGAACCGGCUGCUGUGGAAUUCGGUGCAGCGGCAUCACCUGCACUCGGUGUUCACCUGCAAGGCGACCAACACGAAGCUGGUGCCCCCGCUGGCCAGCCGGAUCGAGCUGGAUAUGUACCUAAAACCCCUCUCGGUGAAAAUCCUCAACUCGACCCAAUCGCUGGCCUCGAACAAGGACUACCGGAUCGUUUGUCAAUCGGCUGGUUCCCGACCGGAUGCGAACAUCACGUGGACGAAGGGAAACAAAAAGCUCAAACGGCACAAAAUGCACGUGCUCCGGAACAUGACCGUCUCGGUGCUGAUCCUGACCCCAACGGUGGAAGACGACGGCCGGAUGCUCGGAUGUCGGGCGGAGAAUCCACAGGUUCCCGGUCUAUUUCUGGAACAGUUUCAGAACAUUAGCGUACACUAUCCCCCGCAAGUAAACCUGGAGCUAGGCUCGACGCUUUCCAUCGACGACAUCAAAGAGGGAGACGAUAUCUACUUUGAAUGCAAGAUACGAUCGAAUCCUGCCUGGCGGCGGCUUGCCUGGUCACAUAAUGGAGUGCAACUACCUCAGAACUCUUCGACGAUGAAAAUCGUACGCACGGGCCAAAGUCUGGUGAUACAGAAAGUGAGCAGGAGCUCGAGCGGGUCUUACCAGUGCGGAGCCCUCAACACCGAAGGCGAGACCGUGAGCAACGAGAUCACACUCAGCAUCAAGUAUGCCCCUUUCUGCACCACCGACAAGAUCAUCAGCCUGGGCGUGUCGAUAGGCGAAACGGUGAUAGUUAGUUGUAAUAUAGUGGCGCACCCCAAUGCAAGCCGGUUCUACUGGCGGUUCGAAAACUCCGAAGAAGUGAUCGAAAUCGACCCGGACCGGUUCUCCAACAACGGCACUAGCAGCCAGCUGGAGUACACUCCCGAAUCGGAUCGGGACUACGGAACCCUUUCCUGUUGGGGAACAAAUGAAAUCGGAACGAUGGCCGAUCCCUGCAUAUUCCAGCUGAUAACCGCAGGCCUACCGACUUCGGUCAUCAACUGCGAAUGGUCCAACAGUAGCUCCAAGGUGGACGUUUACUGCCAUGCCGGGUACGAUGGUGGCUUACGGCAGAAGUUCGUGUUGGAGAUGAUGUCCAAUCGGAAUCCGGGGUUUGUCAUCAACUUGACCAAUUCCGAAGAGCCAACCUUCUCCGCGCCAUUCGUCUCGCUUAGGGAGCAACUGCCAAAUGUUCAUCAACCGGACUCGCUCAAGCUCAUCGUCUACGCAGUCAAUCAUAAGGGUCGAAGUCCGGGAGUCUUCAUCGCCGACCUGUUCAUUCCGGCCGUAGAGGAGCAAGAGCAAACCGAUGGCAAGAAAUCGACGCUGCUGACGCCGAUCUUGAUCGGACUGCUGCUUACCAUCGUGCUCAUCAUAGUCGUUAUAGUUGUAAGAAUUUAUCUGAAAUCGAAAAGACUUAAGCAAACUAUUGAUAAGGAAAAACGUUACACGGAGGAGUCCAAAAACACGCUGCUGUUGAUGGAUCAACCCAAGAAGGACAAAUCUCAAAAGGCUUCCAAAUGGAAAAGUAGCAUGGGUAAUAGUAUAAAAACUAGGAGUAAGAUCGAAACCAUUGACGACGAACAAGAUCCUGACCUGAUACCCUACCCUCGUUUAACCGACAUCCACCAGGAAGAGCUGAUCCCGAUGAACUCGGACAUUUCCUUCAAGCCCAAAACGGUAAGACUGCCACCGCCGGUAUCGAUCACGGCCACGUCCUCCUGCACGGCAACGACCACCAUCAUGAGCUUCAAGGACGAAGACAUCUCUGAAGCGGAAAUCAACCUGAAAGGAAUUGAAGACUUCCUGAUGACGAACCACGUGCCGGAGAGCUGUGUGUGAUAUCGAAAGACUCAUCUACCAGAACCAUCCCCAAUCGAACGAAGCAAUCUCUUAUUCAUCCAGACAGCUACGAGUACGAAACGAAAUUCAUCAAUCCAUUUGAAACAGAAAACCAUAGGAAGAACGAACCAAAUGAUCAUUUUUCUAUCGAAAGCCCGCAACCUUUUUGUGUUUAGCCAGUAAGUUUUGAAUGUGCUUCAGUGCUGUGGACGUUACAAAUAAGAAACCAAAAAUGAUUCCGAGAGUCAGCCUAGCAGGCGACCAAUGGAGUCCUUUUUCUUUCGCCAAUGGAAACAAGCGCAAAUCAAGACGUGUAAAAUAAGAAAAAUAAAGAAAGAAAA
Aedes aegypti (yellow fever mosquito) is the source of this 4702-nucleotide messenger RNA. RefSeq names its product protein turtle homolog A. NCBI's taxonomy places the organism in Eukaryota, Metazoa, Arthropoda, Insecta, Diptera, Culicidae. The transcript has 15 exons. The record is from RefSeq and is a predicted model, not a curated record. The coding region runs from base 1656 to 4361 and encodes 901 amino acids.